Messenger RNA from Dicentrarchus labrax (European seabass), 3857 nucleotides. It is a transcript of the gene lig3, whose product is annotated as ligase III, DNA, ATP-dependent. Gene Ontology annotation, biological process: double-strand break repair via alternative nonhomologous end joining; mitochondrial DNA repair; DNA biosynthetic process. Lineage: Eukaryota; Metazoa; Chordata; Actinopteri; Moronidae. Bases 158 to 3241 code for a protein of 1027 amino acids. The transcript is spliced from 21 exons. The record is from RefSeq and is a predicted model, not a curated record. Gene Ontology annotation, molecular function: DNA ligase (ATP) activity; DNA binding; ATP binding. Gene Ontology annotation, cellular component: DNA ligase III-XRCC1 complex.
CCGGAAGUGUAUUGUAGCGUCAUAGUGUAAGUGCAGUGCGCUUGACAGUAGUGAGCUUUUGGCUAACAACAAUGAGGAGAGGUAGCAAUAGAAACCGUGUUAAAGUGUGCUCCUAAGCUUCUACAAGGUUGAAACUUUCCCUCCCUAUCACAACUUGAUGCAGAGACAGCUUAUUUUGCUGGCUCACAAGACUGUCUGCGAAGGCCUACAACCUCUUGGUACACUUGCCAGGUGUCAGCAACUUUGCAAAGUGUGUGGAGCACUUUCUGUCUCGACACGCUUUAAACAUCUACCUCCAGCUCUUGAUGCUUUAAGCUUUUCCCUUCAAACCCAUCGUUUCUCCUCGGUAUUCCAUAAACACAGGCUCCUCCUAAACGUCCCUCCCCGUCUUUCUUUACGUCAGUGUUUCUCCGACGAGCCAGAUAUGUCAGAACAGAGGUUCAUCGUGGAGUACGCCAAACGCGGCACUGCGGGGUGUAAAAAAUGCAAGGACAAAAUCCCGAAGGAGGUAGUGCGCAUCGGGAAGAUUGUGCCAAACCCGUUCAGCGAGUCUGCAGGGGAGAUGAAGGAGUGGUACCACGUGAAGUGUAUAUUCGAGAAGCUGGAAAGGGCCAGGGCCACCACGAAGAAGAUUGAGGACAUCACAGAUCUGGAGGGCUGGGAGGAGCUGGAGGAUGAAGACAAGGAGAUCAUUAAUAAACAUGUUUCAGACCUGAUGGCAAAAGUCAGUGCAACUCCGAAGAAGAAGGUUCAGGCCAAGUUGAACACCACCGCCCAGCUAUUGGCUCCUCCCGCCGACCCAUCCGUCAACGCGCCACGCAAGUUCUCAGGCUUCACUGCUACAAAGGCCGGCAGCUCUAGCUCCAGCAGCCCGGGACCUUCCUCUUCCCCCGCCAAAGGCAGUGCUCUGUCCGCCCAGCUUUGUGACCUCCGGCACAAGGACUGCCUCUUGCGAGAGUUUCGCAAGCUCUGUGCCAUGGUGGCAGAAAACGCCAGCUACAAUGUCAAGACACAGAUUAUUGAAAAGUUCCUCAAGAAGGGCUCUGGUGGAGAUAAGUUCCACGGAGAUCUUUACCUCACAGUGAAGCUGCUUCUGCCAGGCGUCGUAAAAAGCGUCUACAACCUCAAUGACAAGCAGAUCGUAAAACUCUUCAGCCGCAUAUUCGGGUGCAACCAGGACGACAUGGUGCGCGAUCUGGAGCAGGGCGAUGUGUCUGAGACAGUGAGGAUGUUCUUCGAGGAGAGUAAAUCAUUUCCCGCGGCUGCCAAGAGCCUGCUGACCAUUCAGGAAGUGGACGCAUGCCUGACCCGCCUCGCCCAGCUGACCAAGGAGGAUGAACAGCAGGCUGAGCUGGAGGUUAUUGCCAAAAAAUGCACCAGUAAUGACCUGAAAUGCAUCAUUCGACUUAUUAAACACGACCUGAAGAUGAACGCUGGAGCAAAACAUGUCUUGGAUGCCGUGGAUCCAAAUGCUUACGAUGCCUUCAAGGCCUCGCGUAAUCUGGGUGAUGUGAUUGAACGAGUGUUGAAGAAUCAGCAGGACGCGUCUAAUGGUUCAGGACCCAGGAAGCUCCUCACUGUGGAGGCCUCGCUCAUGACGCCCGUUCAGCCCAUGUUGGCAGAGGCGUGUAAAUCCGUCGAGUACGCCAUGAAGAAAUGCCCCAACGGGAUGUACUCUGAGAUCAAGUAUGAUGGAGAACGUGUGCAGGUCCACAAGAACGGAGACAGCUUCAGCUACUUCAGCCGCAGCCUGAAGCCAGUGCUGCCACACAAAGUGGCCCAUUUCAAGGACUACAUCCCUCAGGCUUUUCCCGGAGGCCACAGUAUGAUAUUGGAUGCUGAAGUCCUCCUAAUUGACACAAAUACCAGUAAACCCCUGCCCUUUGGGACCUUGGGUGUACACAAGAAAGCCGCCUUUCAGGAUGCCAAAGUGUGCCUUUUUGUUUUCGACUGUAUCUACUUCAAUGGCGUGAGUCUCAUGGAGAGGCCUCUGUGUGAGCGCAGGAAGUUCCUGCAUGACAACAUGGUUGAGGUCCCCAACAGGAUCCUUUUCUCAGAGAUGAAGCACGUCACUAGGGGAGGAGAUCUGGCUGAUAUGAUAACUCGUGUCAUCAGAGAGGGACUUGAAGGCCUGGUGCUGAAAGACCUAAAGGGCACCUAUGAACCCGGGAAGCGCCACUGGCUGAAGGUGAAGAAGGACUAUUUGAACGAAGGGGCGAUGGCAGACACCGCUGACCUGGUGGUACUGGGAGCUUUCUAUGGAAAAGGCUCGAACGGGGGCAUCAUGUCCAGUUUUCUAAUGGGCUGCUAUGACCCAGACUCCAAGAAAUGGUGCACAGUCACCAAGUGCUCCGGAGGCUACGAUGACGCCACCUUGGCCAGGCUCCAGAAAGAGCUGGAUGUGAUCAAAAUCAGCAAGGAGCCAAGCAAAAUCCCAGGCUGGUUGAAAAUCAUCAAGAACUAUUAUCCAGAUUUCCUCAUUCGUGAUCCUGAGAGAGCACCUGUCUGGGAGAUCACAGGCGCGGAGUUCUCCAAAUCAGAAAUGCACACCGCUGACGGCAUCUCUAUCCGCUUUCCCCGCAUGACACGCAUCCGCGAUGACAAGGACUGGAAGACCGCCACCAACUUGCACCAGCUUAAAGAGCUGUACCGCAUAUCAAAGGAGAACUGUGACUUUAAAGUGACAGCUGGACCGUCGACAUCCAGCGACGACAAGGGCUCCUCGGGAGGGGACAGCGGAGGAAACUCCCCGUCGGCCUCGUCCCGUGGAAGUGCUCCACCCAAGAAGACCAACAGCAAAACCCCGCCCAAACCAAAGGUGGUGAAAUCCCAGCCUCGCACUCCAGGCUCAGAAGCACCCAGUGCCAAGAAGAUCAAGACUGAAAGUGUUCCCCACCAGAUCAAGACUGAAAGUGUUCCCCACCCGAUCAAGAGUAAAAGUGUACACAGCAAUGGACAAAGCAAAGCAAAGGCAACCUCUCAGCUGCUGGAGCCAAGGAACGAUAAGACGCUGCUGGACAUCUUCAGUGGGGUGAAGCUUUUCCUGCCCGUCUCAGUGCAGGACUUUGACAAACUGAGGCGGUACUUUGUGGCGUACGACGGGGACCUCGUGCCGGACUACGACGCAGCUUCGGCCACACACACGCUGGCUGAACCUGACGAGGACAGCCAGGCCCAGAGAGUGUCACCCAGCUGGAUCUGGGAAUGUAUCCGCAAGAGGCGCGUUGUACCUCCCUGUUAACAAUAAAGAGAAGAACACACACAUUUUAUACACUGCGUUAACCUGUCCAUGAACUGCUGCACACCUGUGUAACUUAAUCGGUGUUAAACUUAUCAACAGGGUGGAUUUUUUUUGGGGGGUGUUAACUGUCACCAGACACUGUCCGUGGGUUCAAUAACACACUGCUCUCAGAGGUUGUUUUUAUUUACUCUUUUCAAGUUGUAUUUGUUUCGUACACUCGCAAACCAGCAGAGCUACACACUAUACGUUUAAUUUUGGGGAUUGUGAAUACUGGGGCCAGAUGUAGUCCAUAUACUGAUGGCAUUUUUGAUAAAACGAUGUCUGACUUCAUCCGUGUGUAUUGUAGAUGUAGAGUUUUUAUAAGAAAUGUCGAAGCAGCUACAAAUGAUCACUGUACAUCAUGGAAGUAAUUUUGUAACAUAAAUCACAGUACAGACGAGAAAAUGAAUAUGCAGCAGAAUUAAGAUUCAGGGUUUUAUCAGCAACAUUUUUACAGCCCGAGUGAAACAUUUUGCGAGGUAUUAAACUCCAGCUCAUGAACUGAGAGGAACCAAAUAUGUUUGUCAUUAGGAAUAAACAAAACGCUGAUAAAGAUAUUAAAAAUGUCUCAGUAACA